UGCCACGUGUAGGCGUGUGAGAGGCAGAGGAGCUGUGUGUUCCUUCUUCGUGUCUCUCUCUCUCUGCACAACGAAUAUGGCGAGCAAGGAUCCGAUUCGCGAGCAACCUCCUCCUCAGGGUAUCGAAAUCAAAGCCACUCAGGAUCAAUUCUUCGAGACAGAAGAGCAUCCCACAAAUGCUAAGGACUGUUUGGGCUUUUAUAGGGGAAUUGCUCCUGGAGUCACUGGAUCUCUAGCCACUGGAGCAACUUACUUUGGUGUUAUUGAGUCCACUAAGAAAUGGAUUGAAGAGUCUCAUCCCAACUUAGGCGGGCACUUGGUACACUUUAUUGCUGGAGCUAUUGAUAAGAUUCAGGUUUUGAGCAAAACCGCACAAGGGAAAAAAGUUACAAGAAUUGCUGAAGGCAUAUGAAGCAGCAUCAAAAGUUGUCAGUUCUGCAGAGCAACAUGCCUAACCCGCUGAGCAAGACGUCUCCUCCUAUAACCCCCACCAAGCGCAGAAUCAGGAUCAUUGCAAUAGCACCGUACUCAAACACCGUCACUAUUCUGAACCCUCCUGUACAAAAUGGAGAACAUCAGUCUUAGAAAAACAGGGUUUGUUACGCUCUUUUAUGUUCCUUUAUAAACUUGUAUGUUUUUGUAAGUACUAGUAUUCACAUGUCUUAGAAACUUGUAUAAAUGAAACUAGUAUUCACAAGUUCUCAAGUUAAUUCUUCCUUCUCAAUUUACUUCUUUCUUGAAAA
Brassica oleracea var. oleracea is the source of this 743-nucleotide messenger RNA. RefSeq lists its product as uncharacterized. The coding region runs from base 77 to 412 and encodes 111 amino acids. The transcript has 5 exons. The record is from RefSeq and is a predicted model, not a curated record. NCBI's taxonomy places the organism in Eukaryota, Viridiplantae, Streptophyta, Magnoliopsida, Brassicales, Brassicaceae.